This is a messenger RNA of Manihot esculenta (cassava), 1644 nucleotides long. Its product is annotated as BAHD acyltransferase DCR. The record is from RefSeq and is a predicted model, not a curated record. NCBI's taxonomy places the organism in Eukaryota, Viridiplantae, Streptophyta, Magnoliopsida, Malpighiales, Euphorbiaceae. The transcript has a single exon. The coding region runs from base 61 to 1479 and encodes 472 amino acids.
CACCAUUUCUCUCACACACCUCCACCUCACCUCUCCCUUCAAUUCUCUUCCCCUACAAAAAUGCCUUCUUCUUCUACUACUACUGUCAUUUCCAAAUGCACUAUCUACCCUGAUCACAAAUCCUCUCUCAAAACCCUUAAGCUCUCUGUCUCCGACCUCCCUAUGCUCUCAUGUCAAUACAUCCAAAAGGGUGUUCUACUCUCUUAUCCUCCUUACUCCUUUGACGACCUCAUCACUUUCCUCAAACGCUCUCUUUCCACUGCUCUUUCUUUCUUCCCUCCUCUCGCCGGCCGUCUCUCUACUGACCCUGAUGGCCAUGUCCAUAUAGUUUGUAAUGAUGCAGGCAUCGAUUUCGUCCAAGCUAAAGCUAGACACAUCUUUAUAAACAAUGUUCUUUCUCCUUCUGAUGAUGUCCCUGAUUGCUUCAAAGGGUUCUUCACUUUUGAUAAAAUGCUUAGUUAUUCUGGUCACUCCAAGCCCUUGGCUGCAGUUCAGGUCACUGAGCUCGCAGAUGGGGUUUUCAUUGGGUGUAUUGUAAAUCAUGCUGUUACUGAUGGAACUUCCUUUUGGCAUUUCUUCAAUACCUUUGCUGAAUUCUGCAAAGGAGCCAAGAAAAUAUCAAAGGCUCCGGAUUUUAGCCGUGACACUGUUUUUAACACGCCGGCGGUGCUUAAAUUCCCCGUUGGUGGCCCAAAGGUUACUUUCUCCGGUGACGAACCGUUGCGAGAGAGAAUUUUCCACUUUAGCAGAGAAGCUAUUCUUAAUCUUAAAUACAGAGCUAAUAACGGUAUCUUAUGCGAACGCGUAGAGACUUUGGGAGAGCAAUAUAAUGACAGUUGGAAAGUCGUUAAUGGAGACAGUAACGGCAAAGUAGUGCCCUCCUCGGAGAAUUUAUUCAAGAAUAAAACGGCAGGCAUUUCGUCGUUUCAAUCACUUUGUGCACAGCUCUGGCGCUCCGUCACACGUGCGAGAAAUCUCUCCCCUUCCAAAACGACUACGUUUCGUAUGGCUGUAAACUGCCGCCAUCGGCUAGAGCCGCGGCUCCACCCUUACUCCUUUGGAAACGCUAUACAGAGCAUCCCCACUGUCGCUCCUGUAGGGGAACUGCUCUCUCAUGAUCUGCACUGGGGAGCUAAGCUUCUGCACAAAAACGUCAUCGCACAUGAUGGUGCUACCGUGCGAAAGGGCAUAGCGGAUUGGGAGAGAGAACCGCGGUUGUUUCCAUUAGGGAACUUCGACGGUGCAUCAGUCACAAUGGGUAGCUCCCCGAGAUUUCCGAUGUACGAUAAUGAUUUUGGGUGGGGUCGACCAUUGGCCAUUAGGAGUGGCAGGGCGAACAAGUUCGACGGUAAGAUAUCGGCGUUUCCGGGGAGAGAAGGGAACGGGAGCGUUGAUCUGGAGGUUGUGUUGGCACCGGAAACCAUGGGUGGGCUUGAAUUGGAUGGUGAGUUCAUGCAGUACGUAUCGACAAGCGUGUGAGAGAGUACAAGGUAGUAAAAUAGAAAUGGAUCUGGAAGAUUAAAAAUAUUUAUAUUGCGAAGAUUGGGAUAAAAUGAUACAUUUGAAGGGAUUUGAUCAGAUGCUGGCAAAGUAUUGUACAUCUGUUGGUAUUACUAUUUAACAUGUUAUUGGAAAAAUUUGUCA